Messenger RNA from Dermatophagoides pteronyssinus (European house dust mite), 543 nucleotides. RefSeq names its product TATA-box-binding protein-like. Lineage: Eukaryota; Metazoa; Arthropoda; Arachnida; Sarcoptiformes; Pyroglyphidae. The record is from RefSeq and is a predicted model, not a curated record.
AUGCUUGUGCUCGUCAACACCAUAGCGUCGUUUUCGCUUGGAUGUUUCGUGAAUCUGCGAGAACUGACAAUAAACGCGCGUAACGUGGAGUACAACCCGAGAAAGCUGAACGCAGCGACGAUAAGAUUUGUGCAGCCGAAACUUUCCGCGACGAUUUUUGGUUGUGGGCGAGUUAGUCUGUGUGGAAACAUAACUACUGAAAACAUCAAAUACUAUUCGAAGUACAUCACAAAGCUCGUUAAGACGUGUGGACAUGAAAACGCGCGUUGUGAAGACCUCAAAAUAGACUGUUUAUCAUUUUCUGCUAACUGUGGUUUUCCGAUUCGACUGGAAAAGUUAGCGAUAGACCACAAUCGUUACUGCCACUACGAGCCUGAAAUUUACUGCGGGCUUGUGUACCGAUACCACAUUUCGAGCGAGUUCAAAGCGACAAUUUUGAUCUAUGUCAGUGGUCGUUUUUUAAUUACUGGCUGCAAAAGGCCUUCUCAGGCGUACGAAGUUUACCGCAAUCUUUACACUGUUUUAAACAUUUAUCGCGGGUAG